Messenger RNA from Botrytis byssoidea, 1230 nucleotides. RefSeq lists its product as uncharacterized. The transcript is spliced from 2 exons. The record is from RefSeq and is a predicted model, not a curated record. NCBI's taxonomy places the organism in Eukaryota, Fungi, Ascomycota, Leotiomycetes, Helotiales, Sclerotiniaceae. The coding region runs from base 1 to 1230 and encodes 409 amino acids.
AUGUCCUUGAACGAUUAUAGUCUCACAAGCGGUGGCCGUGACUAUGGCCGACUCGAUGAAUAUGGCCAACCUCAACGGCAGAAUUAUGGCGGUGGUCAGCCUUGCGAGUCUAACUUCAGAAAUAGAGACAUUCAAGGAACAUACCAAUAUGGCCCAGAUAAGAGUACCAUGCAACUCCCUCCUUUACACCUGGUCGAAAGCAAUAUUCAACCACCACAUUCGACAAAUAGCGACCGUCUACCCCCAAUCAGCUGGUUCCUGGGAUCAGCUGCUCAACCAUCAUACCGUUCUAUGCAGACCUCUAACCUAACGGACCUAAGAUCGCCAGCUGAUUUCAACGUUCCUGCAGCUCGCUCGCAUUCUGGUACCACUAGUCAAUCGCAGCACUAUCCAACUUCCGAAUCAAGAAUUCGUGAAGCUUCUUACCCUCUGAGUGAGAUACAGCGCGUUCAAGAGCCUGGCAGUCGAAAGUGUCAGCCCUCAGCACCAAGUCAACGAUCCAAUACGAAGCAUGGAGGCAACGAGCAUACGGAUUUCAUGCAUAAUUUUCCGACUGGUAUUCCGACCUCAAUACAACUUUCACCUCCUCUUUUGGGUAGGUCAGAAAUAGAGCUAGGUAACUCAUCUUCUAGACAUGCGAAAAAAGAGCAGUCUCGGAGAAGACACAAGGCCAAAGAAAGAUCGAGACCUUACAGCUCUCCUUACAGCUCUCAUCCAAACGCAUCAAUGCUACCCCAACAGCAAUUGCAAGGCUAUUCCGAAUGCCUUCGUUAUCACGCAUCUGUUGAAAGCCCGCAGGCCAUUCGAGGUAACAGUAGUGCGACAGAAGAGAUGCCAGCGGAUUUUGACAUGGAGUGUCGUCUGCCGGGAUGCAAGGAGCGGAUAAGUGAGAAUGCCCUCUUUGGAGCAUGCGGAACACAUCAUAAUCAGUUAUCAACAUGGGAUUUCUCUUAUUGCGAAGCGGAAAAACGAGAUUCCCAUGACCCAGCGGAUUAUUUACCAAAUGGACAGUGUAAAGCCAAGAAAAGAAAGCCUAAUAAGCGGUGGUGUUCUCGUCACUCAAAACAGAACUAUCAUUCGAGAUCUGAAUUCCUCAACUCAGGGGUUGGCAUACUGGGAAAGUGGUUUGUGGGUCGUCACCAGGGCACCGCUAAUCUUCCUCCUGGGUAUGGUAAAUCGGGGGCCCAAAGUUCUUUUGAUUGUCGCUCGUCAUCAAAAACCAGUGCUUAA